Bufo bufo (common toad) is the source of this 1770-nucleotide messenger RNA. RefSeq names its product zinc finger protein OZF-like. Bases 17 to 1201 code for a protein of 394 amino acids. The record is from RefSeq and is a predicted model, not a curated record. Lineage: Eukaryota; Metazoa; Chordata; Amphibia; Anura; Bufonidae. The transcript is spliced from 2 exons.
UCUGUACAAGGAGGCCAUGAUGGAGGAGCACCAGCCUCUUAUAUCACAGGAAAAUCCCAGCAAGAAUUCUGAGGGAAAGUUCAUGCUGUUAUUAAAUUAUAAAGCUGAAGAUGAGGACAUCAUGCAGCGCUCUGCAAGGGAAAACCUCAUUCCCGUUGUAUAUCCAGGACUUUACAGUACAGAUCUAUCAUAUAAUCCCCUUAAUCAUGAGGAACCUUCUCCUGACCAAUCACACAAUAUUACCACACAUACAAAUCUGAAAGGGAGUGAAAGAUUUAAUUGUGGUAAAGAGUUCACAAAAAGCUCAGGUUUUCCUACACAAAGAAGAAUUCACGCAGGAGAGAAAGCAUAUCAAUGUUCAGUAUGUGGGAAAUGUUUUACAUAUAAAUCAUAUCUUGUUAGACACGAGAGAAUUCACACAGGAGAGAAGCCGUAUUCAUGUUCAGAAUGUGGGAAAUGCUUUAUAAAUAAAUCAAAUCUGGUUAAUCAUGCUAGAAGUCACACAGGAGAGAAACCAUAUUCAUGUUCAGAAUGUGGGAAAUGUUUUACAGAUAAAUCAUAUCUUGUUAUACAUGAGAGAAGUCACACAGGAGAGAAGCCGUAUUCAUGUUCAGAAUGUGGGAAAUGUUUUACAAUUAAAUCAAAUCUUGUUAUACAUGAGAGAAGUCACACAGGGGAGAAACGGUAUUCAUGUUCAGAAUGUGAGAAAUGUUUUACAGUUAAAUCAAAUCUUGUUAGACAUCAGAAAUUUCACACAGGAGAGAAAUGGUAUACAUGUUCAGAAUGUGGGAAAUGCUUUAGACAAAAAUCAGAACUUGUUACACAUGAGAGACGACACACAGGAGAGAAGCCAUAUUCAUGUUCAGAAUGUGGGAAAUGUUUUACACAAAAAUCAGAACUUGUUACACAUGAGAGACGACACACAGGAGAGAAGCCAUAUUCAUGUUCAGAAUGUGGGAAAUGCUUUACACAAAAAUCAGAACUUGUUACUCAUGAGAGACGACACACAGGGGAGAAGCCAUAUUCAUGUUCAGAAUGUGGGAAAUGUUUUACAGAGAAAUCAUAUCUUGUUAAUCAUAAGAGACGACACACGGGAGAAAAGCCAUAUUCAUGUUCAGAAUGUGGGAAAUGCUUUUCAGAUAAAUCAAAUCUUGUUAGGCAUAAGAGAAGUCACAGAGCAGAGAAGCCAUAUUCAUGUUGAGAAUGUGGGAAAAGUUUUAUACAAAAAUUAGAUGUUAGUAGAAAUCAGGUAAUUCAUAUGUGAAACCAUUUUCACAUAUUUUAGCAUAUCGGGUUAUUCAUUAACCUUAAAGGGUCAAUAACAAGGUUUAUUUUUGGAAGUAACUAUCCCAGAUCUCCUAGAUAACCAAAUUAUAUUUCCUUGAGGUCGCUAUGACCAGGUCCAUGGAGUAAAAGUAUUGGGGAUAUAAGGAAGAGAAGAAGAGCCUUGUUUACUUCCACCCACACUGCGGGAGAGUCCAGAGUGACAUGGGGGGGAAGUAACGACGCUCCAUGUAAUUGUUUUAUAAUGUAUGCGGACAUAUUAAUACAGUACUUGAUCAUGAUUCAAAUAGUCUUUAAAAGGAACUUGUCGUGAACAUGGAGUCGAGCUGCAGACAGCUUGUUUAUAGAGCAGGAGGAGCUGAGCUGAUUGAUAUAGAAUUUUAUGGGAAAAUAUUGCGUAUUUUAUACAUUUAACUUCCUGCUCAUUCUGAACUUUGAUGUCAAGGAGGCAGUCCUAUCAGUGAUGGACAGUCUUCCCUCCAUGAC